GGGUCACGUGGGCGUCCGGAAACCCUAGCCGCAGCGCCAGAGGUGAGCUGGCGGCGGGGGAGGCGGGCAGAGGAGCCAAGCUGACCCGGCGAGCGGAGCCGGGGCUGGAGAGCGGCGACUACUGCGGAUUUCGGAAAGAAGAAAUGAUGUAAAUCACUCACUAUCCAAACUUUAAGGUCAAAAGUGAGAAGGAAGGUCAGGAAGAACAUGGCCUGGCCAAAUGUUUUUCAAAGAGCGUCUCUGCUGUCCCAGUUCAGCCAUCAUCAUGUUGUAGUGUUCCUGCUCACUUUCUUCAGUUAUUCGUUGCUCCAUGCUUCACGAAAAACAUUUAGCAAUGUCAAAGUCAGUAUCUCUGAGCAGUGGACCCCAAGUGCUUUUAACACGUCAAUUGAGCUGCCUGUGGAGAUCUGGAGCAGCAACCAUUUGUUCCCCAGUGCAGAGAAAGCGACUCUUUUCCUCGGAACACUGGAUACCAUUUUCCUCUUCUCCUAUGCUGUGGGCCUUUUCAUCAGUGGCAUCGUUGGGGAUCGGUUGAAUUUGCGAUGGGUUCUGUCUUUCGGCAUGUGCUCUUCUGCAUUAGUGGUGUUUGUCUUUGGCGCACUCACAGAAUGGCUGCAUUUCUACAACAAAUGGCUGUACUGCUGCCUGUGGAUUGUGAACGGCCUGCUGCAGUCCACUGGUUGGCCCUGUGUGGUUGCUGUUAUGGGCAACUGGUUUGGGAAAGCUGGACGAGGAGUUGUUUUUGGUCUCUGGAGUGCCUGUGCUUCGGUGGGCAACAUUUUGGGAGCAUGCCUAGCUUAUUCUGUUCUUCAGUAUGGUUAUGAGUAUGCCUUUCUGGUGACGGCGUCUGUGCAGUUUGCUGGUGGGAUCGUUAUCUUCUUUGGACUCCUGGUGUCACCUGAAGAAAUUGGUCUCUCAGGUAUUGAGGCAGAAGAAAACUUUGAAGAAGACUCACACAGGCCAUUAAUUAAUGAUGGUGAAAAUGAAGACGAAUAUGAGCCGAAUUAUUCAAUCCAAGACGAUAGUUCUGUUGCCCAAGUCAAGGCAAUAAGCUUCUACCAGGCAUGUUGCCUUCCUGGAGUCAUACCGUACUCACUGGCCUACGCCUGCUUGAAGUUAGUGAAUUACUCCUUCUUCUUCUGGCUCCCCUUUUAUCUGAGUAACAACUUCGGCUGGAAGGAGGCGGAAGCCGACAAGCUGUCCAUUUGGUACGACGUUGGAGGGAUCAUAGGUGGAACUUUGCAAGGCUUCAUCUCUGACGUACUACAGAAGAGAGCGCCAGUUCUUGCCCUGAGUCUGCUUCUGGCAGUUGGGUCCCUCAUCGGGUAUAGUCGUUCUCCAAAUGAUAAGUCCGUCAAUGCCCUUCUCAUGACUGUUACAGGAUUUUUUAUUGGUGGACCUUCUAAUAUGAUUAGUUCUGCUAUUUCCGCGGACUUGGGUCGCCAGGAGCUCAUCCAAAGGAGCAGUGAGGCUUUGGCCACUGUCACAGGAAUUGUUGAUGGUUCGGGGAGCAUUGGAGCUGCAGUGGGCCAGUAUUUAGUGUCUCUUAUCCGGGACAAGCUAGGAUGGAUGUGGGUUUUCUACUUUUUCAUUCUCAUGACAAGUUGUACAAUUGUGUUUAUCUCGCCAUUAAUAGUGAGGGAAAUAUUCUCUCUCGUGCUAAGGAGACAGGCUCACAUAUUGAGGGAGUGACUGGUGCCCGCGAGACAGAAAGAACAAUGUCAGCCACAUCAGGACCACUGGGGCUUCGGGUCUGCCCUAAUUUGGGUUUGUCUAGGAGCUCCAGCCUGAUCUUGGAUUGUCAGGCAUCUCUCAACACUGCCAGCCACCUGAGAUGCUGACCAGCGGUGAAGGCUGCACUAGUUUUCUACACUACAGGAAUUAUUGUUGAUGAUUUUUGCUGUUGUUUCAUGAAUGUGCCGAGUGACUUCUGACUCUGCCAGCAUCUUUGACCUCUGACUCUGCCAGCGUCGUUGUUUGGCCUAUUGAGGUUUAGCGUUUUAACCUUAACUGUUGUUUUGGACUUGAACUUUCUCUAGCCUUGAGAAUGGAGUGAACAGGAGGCAAAGCCACGCGUGGUUUAUGUUGGUGAUAUGUUCCACAAAUGGAAGAGAUCAUUGCAUAUUGCUUUGGUAAUGAGUUUACAGAGAGUGGCUCAUCUUUGAAGCAUCAAAUCCUGAUCAAAUGCUCAAGCUGGACCGAGCUGCAAGCCUGCCUUGGACAAAGAAUCCCUCUGUUCACUGUGGUGGGAAAGAUCACACUACAUGCCUGUUGAUUGGCUCAGUCACUCUGUGUCCGAUCUCAACGUCAUUCAGCUCUAGAAGCAUGAAUAGCUUCAAAUUAUUGUCAACUUGUUCUCUUCCAUCUUCAUUCAAAUUAACUUUGACUCCUGGAAGUAUUUAGUCUUCCUUUCAAGGACCAUAAGGUACAUCAGUUAUCUUGAACAUUCUGACGUGUGAAGGACUAUAAGGUACAUCAGUUAUCUUGAACAUUCCGACAUGUAACUCACAGCCGAAGCACUCCAUCCCGGAUUUGUUGUCUGGGAACUUUAGGAUCCUCUAGGAAGCUAAUCUGCUUAGUCUAUUUUUAGAGGAUUGAUCUCUGGCACAACCAGCUUCCUGGAGUUACCUCAGCAGAAGACUAGAAUUAGAGAAAAGGGAAAGACCUUUUUUUCUAGUAAGUGUCAAGUACAGAUGCUCUUUGACUUAUGAUGGGGUUAUGUCCCAGUAAACCCAUUGGAAGUCAAAUGCAUUUAAUACCCCUGACCUACUGAACACCACAGCUUAGCCUCGUCCACCCUAAGUGUACUCAGAACACUUAGAAUUGCCCACAGUUGGGCAGAAUCAUCUAACACAAACUAUUUUAUAAUCAAGUGUUGAAUAUAUCAUGUAAUUUAUUGAAUAUCAUACGUUAUGUUGAAAUUGCAACCAUUUCGCACCAUUGUAAAGUCCAAAAAUCAGAAGCCGAGGACUGUCUGUACGUGACAUUGAGUCACAUGAAUGGAUUACUAGGGCCUGAGGGGUGUCCGUUCUUUAGAAAAAUGUAGAGUAUAUGUAUCUUCAGGGCUGUGAAUUCCAUACUAGUUAUCAAUAUUUUCAGAUCAUUCUAUAUAUAUAUUUUAAAUUAUACAAGCAAACUAGGAGGAGAAUGUGCAAUUUUGAGGGAUACCUAAUUUGCAUUGGGUUAGGGGAUAUUUUUCAACCUCUUGCUUUAUACUUUGAUAUGGGGUGUGUUUAUGAACUUGUUAAUGUUAUUUAAUCAUGCAGAUUUCCAAUCAGUGUGUUGCUCAUUUACUGACAGAAAAGGAAAAUACGAAACACAGAAAGGGAAAAUAAACUGACUUUUAUAAUGAA
Molecule: messenger RNA, 3353 nt
Organism: Symphalangus syndactylus (siamang)
Lineage: Eukaryota; Metazoa; Chordata; Mammalia; Primates; Hylobatidae
Gene: SLC37A3
Product: solute carrier family 37 member 3
Biological process (GO): transmembrane transport
Cellular component (GO): endoplasmic reticulum membrane
Molecular function (GO): transmembrane transporter activity
Source: RefSeq, a predicted model, not a curated record